GACGUUCUUCGCGUAUUCGUACUUUGAACUUAUUCGUGCACCUGGCGCGUCACAGAAGCCGCAAGCCACAUUCGUGUAUUCGCAUCGUCCUCGAGAAAAGUACGUGAAUCUAUAAAUAGAGCUUGAGCCGACAAACAAAAUUCGCUGUCGUUUCUUUCGUCGAUCGUCGUUCACGUCAGCGUGAAAAUUGUCACUGCUGUAAACAGGUUGGAUUAUUCGAUAGAGUUACAAAUGUUCUGACACAUCAAAAAUAUCUUUGACUCCGCGAUUUCUGAUACUGCUUAUCGAAGAUAUCUUUGGUGCUGCAUUGUUCUAAAGGAUCUGCCGGUACUCGCAUACAUAAAAGCAAAAUUAAAAAUAGACAUGAGUUUACAAUGGACACUCGCUGCUGGUUUCCUCUAUAUCGAAAUUGCUAUAGUUCUUUUUCUGGUAUUACCAGUAGCUUCGCCAACUAGAUGGCAAAAGCUCUUCAAAUCUCGCUUUUUACAAAGUAUAACCAACCAAGCUUCCAUAUAUUUUAUAAUUCUGCUUGGUGUCUUGGUUCUCUUCCUAUUGGAUGCUAUACGAGAAAUGCGAAAGUAUUCCAAGACUGGAGAUCAUGGUGAUCACUCUCAUUUAAAUUUAGAAAUGCAAGAAAACAUGCGACUGUUUCGUGCACAGAGAAAUUUCUAUAUAUCCGGCUUUGCGUUAUUUUUGAGUUUGGUGAUACGACGUCUUGUCACUUUGAUAUCCACUCAAGCUACAUUACUCGCUCAAAAUGAGGCAGCCAUGCGACAAGCUCAGUCUGCAACCACCACAGCCAGGAGCUUACUGUCACAGAGGACAAUUGGGGAAAGUGCACAGAAUGAUUCUAAUGAAGCACAUGACAAACAAGUUUCAGAAUUGAAAAAUCAGAUCAAAGAGUUGCAAGCUAAAAAUUUGGAACUUGAAAAUAAUUUGACCAAAGAGAAAAAAGAUAAAGAAGCAAUCAAAUCACAGGCAGAUUCACUUGCAAAAGAAUAUGAUCGUUUGACUGACGAGCAUGCAAAACUUGUGCAGUCGAGUAGCGAUAAGAAAAGCGAUUAAACAUGAAUAUUUUUUUCUGUUUGUUUUUUUAUUUUAAUAUUUUGCUCACAUUAAGCCUAAAAUAUUAUCAUAUUGUAUUUUUUGUUCCAUAAUUUGAACAAGAUCCACAUUUCACGAGUUACUGUUGACAUAUAUUUACAAGUUUCGUUAAAAAGUUGUAUAUAAAAAUAUUAAUAUUGUAAUGUGCCUCAUAAUAUAUACUAUCAUCCUUUUUCCAGUUUUGUGCACUUUCUGCAUAUAAAAGCCUAUAUUUUAUG
Formica exsecta is the source of this 1322-nucleotide messenger RNA. RefSeq names its product B-cell receptor-associated protein 31. The transcript is spliced from 3 exons. The coding region runs from base 364 to 1065 and encodes 233 amino acids. The record is from RefSeq and is a predicted model, not a curated record. Gene Ontology annotation, biological process: endoplasmic reticulum to Golgi vesicle-mediated transport; intracellular protein transport. Gene Ontology annotation, cellular component: endoplasmic reticulum membrane; endoplasmic reticulum. Lineage: Eukaryota; Metazoa; Arthropoda; Insecta; Hymenoptera; Formicidae.